ACUUUAAGGACGGCAAUGGGCCAACGAAAUGAAAACAUACAUUGAAUUGUGAUUAAGCAGCAAUUAAUAAAAUGGAAAUAACAAAUAUCCCUUCUCAUUUCAACCAGGUAAGCUGCAUCAAUCCACUCAGGCCCCAGCAGGAAUAAAUGCUCCCAUUGUAUUCACAAUACCUCUUUUCCAUGACCUGCUAUAUCACUGGAUUUCCAUGACAUUUCAUACACAACCUUCUCAUGAUCUUUUGUUUUACCACUUCGUGUUACCAACAUCAUGCAUUAGAGAAUCAGUAGUACUGCUGAGUUGUAAUCAGGCUUAAUUACGUGCAUACACCGUUACUUCUUCCAUGGCCUUGCAAGGAGCUUCUUCUUCUUCUUCCUUUUUUUCUUUCACCGACCGCUGGGCAUACGAUGUAUUCUUGAGUUUUAGAGGUGAAGAUACUCGCAAUAAUUUUGCUACCCAUCUAUAUGAUGCUCUAGAUCGAAAGGGAAUCAACACUUACAUAGACUAUGAACUUAGAAGAGGAAAGGAAAUUUCACAGGCACUUCUCAAAGCUAUUGAAGAAUCGAGAAUUGCGAUCAUUAUACUCUCUCAAAACUAUGCAUCAUCCACAUGGUGCUUAGACGAGCUGAUGAAGAUCCUUGAUUGUAAUAAAACAUGGCAACAAAUCAUUCUUCCUGUGUUUUACAACGUAGAUCCAUCAGAAGUACGACAUCAAAGAAAGAGUUUUGGUGAAGCAUUUGCAAAACAUCAACAUAGGUUUAAUGAUGACAUGAAGGUGCGGAGGUGGAAGGAAACACUCGAAGAGGUGGCCAACUUGUCCGGGUUUCAUUUAGGGAACAGGAACGAAUCUGAAUUUAUCAACGAAAUUGUUGAAGAGGUUUUGAGAAUAGUAAAUCGUAUAUACUUAAGCGUUGCCAAGUAUCCAGUUGGAAUAGAAUCUCAUAUAAAAGAUAUUAAUUUGCUUCUAAGUAUUGGGAUGAAUGACAUACGCAUGAUAGGGAUCCUUGGAGUUGGUGGAAUUGGAAAGACAACCAUCGCCAAAGCAAUCUACAACUCAAUUGCUUAUCAGUUUGAAGCUAGCUGUUUUCUUGCAAAUAUUCGAGAAACUUCAAAUCGAGAGGGUGGUCUAAUGCACCUGCAGGAGACACUUCUUUAUGAGAUCUUAGGAGACUCUAAGAAUUUCAAAGUUGGUAGUGUUGAUAGGGGAAUCAAUGUGAUAAAGCAUAGGCUCUGCUCUAAAAAGAUUCUACUGAUUCUUGACGAUGUGGAUAAGUUGGUCCAAUUAGAAACUCUAGCCGGAGAUCAUGAUUGGUUUGGUUUAGGAAGUAGAAUCAUCAUAACAACAAGAGAUCAAAAUUUAUUGACUAGUCAUGAAGUUGAUUCAACAUACAUGAUGAAUGAGUUGGAUCACGACAAAGCUCUUCAGCUCUUUAGUUUACAUGCCUUCAAGAGAGAAAAGCCUAUUGAUGAUUAUGCAGAACUAACAGAAGAUGCAGUAAGAUAUGCAGGGGGUCUUCCACUAGCUUUAACGGUUCUAGGUUCAGAUCUAAAAGGUAGAAGCAUACAUCAAUGGAAAAGUGCAUUGGAUAAGCUCAAGAGAAUUCCUAACAAAGAUAUUCAAAUGAUACUUAGAACAAGUUAUGAUGGAUUGGAUGAUAAUGAGAAGGAUAUUUUCCUUGAUAUUGCUUGUUUCUUCAAAACAAAAGAUGUAGAUUAUGUCAUCAAAGUAUUAGAUAGUUGUCGUUUCUUUCCAGAUGAUGGCAUUCAAAGGCUCAUGGAUAAGUGUCUCAUAAGUGUUGAUGAGAGUGGAAAAUUGUGGAUGCAUGACUUGCUACAAGAUAUGGGUAGAGAAAUUGUUCGACAAGAAUCACCUAAAGAACCUGGCAAACGUAGUAGAUUAUGGUUUCAUGAAGAUGUUCGUUAUGUACUAGAAGAAAAUACGGUAAGAGAGUAAAUGAAGAAAA
Molecule: messenger RNA, 1961 nt
Organism: Juglans microcarpa x Juglans regia
Lineage: Eukaryota; Viridiplantae; Streptophyta; Magnoliopsida; Fagales; Juglandaceae
Product: disease resistance protein RPV1-like
Exons: 2
Coding region: 341-1951 (536 amino acids)
Biological process (GO): signal transduction; defense response
Molecular function (GO): ATP hydrolysis activity; ADP binding
Source: RefSeq, a predicted model, not a curated record